GUGCACCCGCUACGGUACAGACCGAAUGCGCUUGGAGGCGAUACAGCUGACAGCCCGAGCUACCGCUACGUUCAAGGACAAGGAUAUUGUGAUUACACGGCGAAGAUCUGAUGGUGUGUCGGAGCCGCGUGCAGAAAGACGCGACAGAAUACCGUUUAACGGCGCCGAUGGAAUUAAUCGUGGUUAUUAAUCUAGCGCAGAUAACGGGGCACAAUGCGCGUGUGUGAUGCGGCCGAGCGCGCGCGCUGCAGUAUCCGCGCAGAGGCGCGUGAGCCCCCGGCUGCAAGUCGACUGUCGAUCCAGUGUGUUGUUUUUGUGAAUAUGUGUCGAAUUGAAAAGAAAAUGGUGCUGUAAAGAAACAAAAAGGGUGUUUAUAUAUAGUUAUAAUAAAGCAUAUCUGUUUAGGCGUUUUGUUUUGUUGAAAUGAGCCAGCGCAGAAUGUCUGCGUCUCUACAGCGCUUAUAAACGGCUCGGAUAGCCUCUGUGUUCAAUGAUAAGCCGCUGCCGGUUUAUCUGAGAGUCUGUUAUGCUCUUGAUUCAGUGUGCGUCUGUGUGCGUGACGCGCUGAGGAUGGCAUCCGGUGCCGGUGGGGAGGCGGGUGAUGGGGGCCCCGCACCUGUAAAACCGUUCCCGUACUUGUGUGAGGAGCCUACACAGGGUUUGAAAUCUAAGAGCCUCCCCGCGCUCAGCGGCAGUCAGGCUCCGGAGCAGGACGUGGACAAGACUCUGCUCUCUGCCCCGCACUGCUCCCCCGUCAGGACCGAGCGUCGUGAGCCGGUGAGACGCACCGCUGCUGCGCUCCUGACGCUCCGCCUGCCGCGGCUGCCCGUGAGGCGCUACGUGGACAGGAUCCUGUCGGACUCGCGCUGCUUUCUGUUCUGCAUGUGUUACCUCACCUUCAUCCAGUCUCUGAUGGUGUCCGGCUAUCUCAGCAGUGUCAUUACCACCAUAGAAAAGCGGUACAGUCUGCGGAGCUCAGAGUCGGGUCUUCUGGUCAGCUGUUUUGACAUCGGUAGUCUCUUCGUUGUGGUGUUCAUUAGCUACUUCGGUGGGCGGAGCCAGAGGCCUCGGUGGUUGGCUGUAGGGGGCGUGCUCAUUGCUGUGGGUGCCGCCCUCUUCUCCCUACCUCACUUCAUCUCUCCACCAUAUCAGCUGGAGGAGCUGAACAGCACAGUAGGGGGAGAGGGGCUCUGUGCCGGCGGUAAUGGCAGCGGUCAGGAGAGGUCAGCACUGUCCAGGUGCCAGCGGGACCGGGAGGAGCGUGAGCAUGCCCUCUAUGUGGUGCUUUUCAUCUGCGCUCAGAUCCUCGUGGGAAUGGGAUCAACUCCCAUAUACACCCUUGGACCAACUUACCUGGAUGACAAUGUGAAGAAAGAGAAUGCAUCCCUGUACCUGGCUAUCAUGUAUGUAAUGGGAGCUCUUGGCCCAGCUGCUGGGUAUCUGCUGGGUGGGAUUCUGAUCGGAUUCUAUGUCGACCCUGGGACAAUAAUCAGUAUUGAUCAGAGUGAUCCACGGUUUGUGGGAAACUGGUGGAGUGGAUUUCUUCUGUGUGCUGUGGCAAUGUUGUUGGUAAUCUUCCCCAUGUUUUCCUUCCCUAAAAAACUUCCUCCACGGCACAAGAAAAGUAAAAGCAGUGUAAAAAAGGGUGCAGGGGAUGUCUCCAGUGAUGAUGAAAUGAAGAAGGAAAAGAGCCAGGCUGUCUCGUCCUCCAUGGGUUUUGGCAAAAAUAUCAAAGAUUUGCCAAAAGCAGCUGUGCGUAUAUUGAGUAACGUGACGUUUUUAUUUGUGAGUUUGUCAUAUACGGCGGAAUGUGCCAUCGUCACAGCCUUCAUCACUUUCAUUCCUAAAUUUAUUGAAUCUCAAUUUGGUGUUCCAGCAUCUAAUGCCAGUAUAUACACAGGUCUGAUCAUUGUACCCAGUGCAGGUGUUGGUAUAGUUUUAGGUGGGUACAUCAUUAAGAAACUGAAACUUGGUGCAAGAGAAGCAGCAAAGCUGGCCAUGAUCUGCAGUGGCGUGUCUUUGCUCUGCUUUUCCACUCUCUUCAUUGUCGGCUGUGAGAGCAUCAACCUCGGUGGAAUCAAUAUCCCUUACACCGCCGGGCCGACGCUGACUCUGUCUCACCGAAACCUGACGGCAAGCUGUAAUGUCAACUGUGGCUGCAGGAUUCAUGAGUAUGCGCCUGUCUGUGGCUCUGAUGGCAUCACCUACUUUAACCCAUGUCUGGCUGGCUGCAGCAACUUUGCCAACCAAACCUCAGGAAUCAGAAACUAUUCGGACUGCGCAUGUGUUCAGAGCAGACAGGUGAUCACGCCGUCGGGAGGAAAACAUGAUCUGCAGGUGGUGAUCGUGAAGACAUACCUAAACGAGAACGGUUAUGCCCUGGCAGGAAAGUGUGAGCGCACAUGUGGAACGCUCAUCACCUUCCUCAUCUUUCUCUUCAUCGUGACUCUCAUAACCGCCUGCGCUCAGCCAUCCGUCAUCAUCGUUACGCUCAGGUCAGUGGAGGAAGAGGACAGGCCGUUUGCUCUGGGAAUGCAGUUUGUUCUUCUCCGGACUCUUGCCUACAUCCCCACUCCUAUCUAUUUUGGGGCUGUGAUUGACACCACCUGUAUGCUGUGGCAGCACGAUUGCGGUUUCCAUGGGUCCUGCUGGGAGUACGAUGUCACUUCCCUCCGCUUUGUUUACUUUGGGCUGGCUGCGAGCUUGAAGUUCCUGGGCUUCCUGUUCAUCUUUCUCACCUGGUAUUCGCUGAAGCAGCGCGAGGAGCAGGCACACACACAUACACACACACACACGCUUUCCCCACUGGACACGGUGAGCCACCUUAUCUGUCACGCAGGAGGUCACAAAGGCCACGCCCGCACACGCUCCUGUCCUGUCUUCCUGCCACGCCCACCGGAACACUCCCACGCUGCAAUGCCAACUGGACACGCCCUUAGCCGUGGUAACAGCUGCCCUGGCAAUGGCCUGAAAGCAAUAACUCCCCCCAUACGGUCACUUGAAAAAGUGGCGGUCUGAGGACUGGAGCCUUGCGCUCACACACACAUACUCGCUCAUACACAUGCAUGAAACUUCAUACAAUUAUGACGGCCGGUUAUGUAAAUGGAAACAUAACACAACGCUUAAAGCCAUUGCUGGUGCCUUUUUUUUAAACACACACACAAACAAACUUCAAAGACAUAUUAUCACAGAUUUUUGUGAAGCACUGAUUAGUAAUAAAACUUUUUUGACAAUACCUCAGCAUGAUGAAUACCUCUGUUCAUCAUAACAUACCAACACAAACAUACUCAAACACAUAUAGUCAUCUCAUCUAGUUACCUAUAGUGUUAGUUGGGCACAUAUUCUUUUGCUUCUCCUGUACAGCAGACAGAUACAUGUACUUGUUAACCUCAUUUAUUCAUCCAUUUUUCAACAGUGAAGGGAAAGAGACUGCAAAACUUUACUAUGCAAACUCCUCCCAUCACACUGGCUCCUCCUAAUUCACAUGAGCCCCUCCCCUAUAAAAACCCCUCCAUACCAACCAUUUUUUUCUACACCCAAACUGUAAACUCCUCCCACAGUACUGACUUCAGAUGUGUUUGACAGAUAGAUCGGUGUACAACAUCAAAGUACCACGAAAGCAAUAUAGUGCAGAGUGCUACAUGUGCUUUCAAAUCACUCUUAUGGAGCUUUGAUGUCAUUCACCAAUCGGUCUGCACAGCAGCACUUCACAUCGAACAUGCCGCCUUCUCAUCGGCUCCUCCCAAACUUUAAAUUCCUCCCUUAAACAACCUCCCUUUCAACUAUUUUGGCCACACCCAGAUUGUAAACACCUCCCCAGUACAGACUCCUCCUGAAUCUAAAUAGCCCCUCCCAUACUUUAAAAUCCCUCCUCUAAAACAACAGGCUUGUUUGAGAUGAACUACACUAGCCUGUCACCGGCUGGCAAGAUCUGCCACUUGCAGUCGGGGACGGAAUUGAAAUCAGAGACAUCAAAUCAGACAAUUUCUGCUACUGGUAGUGACGCUCGUGCAGUGUUUGCAUGCUAUCACAGAUUAAGUGA
Molecule: messenger RNA, 4042 nt
Organism: Carassius carassius (crucian carp)
Lineage: Eukaryota; Metazoa; Chordata; Actinopteri; Cypriniformes; Cyprinidae
Product: solute carrier organic anion transporter family member 5A1-like
Exons: 10
Coding region: 571-3018 (815 amino acids)
Biological process (GO): transmembrane transport; sodium-independent organic anion transport
Cellular component (GO): membrane
Molecular function (GO): protein binding
Source: RefSeq, a predicted model, not a curated record